Molecule: messenger RNA, 1921 nt
Organism: Beta vulgaris subsp. vulgaris (sugar beet)
Lineage: Eukaryota; Viridiplantae; Streptophyta; Magnoliopsida; Caryophyllales; Amaranthaceae
Product: probable serine/threonine-protein phosphatase 2A regulatory subunit B'' subunit TON2
Exons: 12
Coding region: 230-1666 (478 amino acids)
Biological process (GO): microtubule cytoskeleton organization; cortical cytoskeleton organization; regulation of dephosphorylation
Cellular component (GO): centrosome; spindle
Molecular function (GO): calcium ion binding
Source: RefSeq, a predicted model, not a curated record
AUCAUUUUUCCAAAAAAAAAAAAAUUGAAACCUUUCUGGGUUCAGGCCAAUGGCAAUGCCAUAGUAGCUUCUUGCGUGUUAUGAAGCUGCCGGUUGAAUGCGCACGCAACAAAGCACUAGAAACUCAACAGACCACAAAUCGAGUGAGUAUACCGGGAUACUGUCCUUAGUUCCGCAUCUUAGGAUUUCCAGCAUUUCCGCCAUUUUAGUUCUUACAGAGUAAGAGAGAAUGUAUGGUGGUUCAAGCGACGGCGAAAGCCAUGAAGCGCCCGGACAGAGGAAGAUCCCACCAGCUUCGUCGAUGUUGUGGGUGCGCAAUUUGCGCCGUUUCAUUGGAUCUGGUGCCGGACUUGGCUCUGAAGCUUUGAUGGAGCUUGAAACGAAGAGAAUUUUGCUAGAUAUUUUUAAAGAUAAGCAACAGAAGAGUUCUGAAGCUGGUGCAAUUCCAAGCUUCUACAAAAAGAAACCAGAAGAAGGAUCUAUCAGUUCUAGAGUGCAGAGGCUUGCAAAGUAUCGAUUUUUGAAGAAACAAUCAGAUCUAUUGCUUAAUGCUGAUGAUUUGGAUGCCAUGUGGGUUUGCUUAAGAGAGAACUGUGUGAUUGAUGAUGCUACUGGUGCUGAAAAGAUGAAUUAUGAAGACUUUUGUCAUAUUGCUUCAGUAUGUACGGAGCAAAUUGGUCCUAAAUGCCGACGUUUCUUCAGUCCCUCAAAUUUCAUGAAGUUUGAGAAAGAUGAACAGGGGAGAAUUGCCAUCCUUCCAUUCUACCUUUAUGUGAUGCGAACAGUUUCGCUAACUCAGGCAAGAAUUGAUAUGAGUGAGCUCGACGAAGAUUCUGAUGGCUUUCUUCAACCACAUGAAAUGGAGGCUUACAUUAGAGGGCUCAUACCUAACUUGGCACAACUGCGUGAUAUGCCUGCUGCCUUUAUGCAAAUGUAUUGCCGGAUAGCCGCACAUAAAUUCUUUUUCUUCUGUGACCCACACAGACGAGGGAAGGCUUGCAUAAAGAAAGUGCUCCUAAGUAACUGUUUGCAAGAAUUGAUGGAACUACACCAGGAAAGCGAGGAGGAAGUCACUGACACUGAACAAGCUGAAAAUUGGUUCUCCUUGACUUCUGCACAGCGCAUUUGUGACAUGUUUCUGGCACUUGACAAAGAUAUGAAUGGAACCUUGAGCAAGCAAGAACUCCGAGAAUAUGCAGAUGGAACACUGACAGAUAUAUUUAUUGAGAGGGUUUUUGAUGAGCAUGUACGCCGCGGGAAAAGUGGAGGAGGAAAUACUCGGGAGAUGGAUUUUGAGAGCUUCUUGGACUUUGUUCUUGCCCUUGAGAACAAAGACACUCCUGAGGGAUUGACGUACUUGUUCAGAUGUCUUGAUCUUCAUGGAAAGUCUCAUUUAACAACAGCUGAUGUCCACACACUUUUCAGAGAUGUACACCAGAAAUGGAUUGAGGGGGGUAACUAUGAAUUAUGUAUCGAAGAUGUGAGGGAUGAAAUCUGGGAUAUGGUGAAGCCUAUGGAUCCCUUGAAGAUAACAUUACAGGAUUUACUCUCUUGUAAGCAAGGUGGUACAGUGGCCAGCAUGCUUAUAGAUGUCCGAGGUUUCUGGGCACAUGACAAUAGAGAAAAUCUUCUCCAAGAAGAAGAAGAACCAGAGGAAGAGGGAUGACUUUAGGGUUAUUAACACUAUAUACCUUUGUUGUAUCUACAUGUGUAAAUUUUAUUGCCACAAUAUGUUAGUACUUGUGUGUAUCGAUUGAGGAAAUCUAGGUGUAUCAUUCUAUGAUCUUCGAAGGGUAUGAUGAGAUUGAGUGAAGUUGACUAGUGCAAUUCCUCUAUUUGUACUCCCUCCACUCGAUAAUUAUUAGAAUCUCUCUCUUACUUGAAUGGUUCUCAUUAAUUGCAAUUUCAUCUUUUUUGGUAA